AUGUACCAGGAGAAUACUAAGACAAAAACUAAGGACACGGAAUUGCUUCCUUCUCUUCGGGCCAGUCUGAAAAAUACUGCUGCAGUCAGCACUGCUCCUUUCUCGUCUUCUUCCCGCCUCUCAGAAGUGGCUUCUUCGCGGCUGCCUACCCCGAAAAACCUGUCUUGUGAUUCGCUUAGUCGACCUUCUCGAAAACACUCUCAACAGCAACAUGUGCAUCCUUAUCUUGAGCCUUCUAGAUUACUUUCUCCUCUCAUCUCUCCUCAUAGCGAGCUUGGAAUUCAACACAAUAUGACAUCUUCAAGGCCUGACUCGCAGGACCAUCAAGAUUCCAUAAGCACAAUCAUAACCUCUAAAUCUACUAUCAUUGACAAUGAGAUUACUCAUCCUAGUGCUACUAUUGAUACUUCCGCUUCGUCCACCCUGAUACAAGCGGCAUGUCAAGGAAACGAUUCGAUUGUUGAUGAGUCUUUUUCGAACUCUCCCAUUCCGUGCUCAAUCGGCGCUAGUCUCAAUGGCGGAUUUGGCACUGCUUCCGGGACGGAUUCAACCAGAAUGGCGCAGGCAAGCACUCCCGUAUUUCGCGGAGAUUCAUUAGAACUUCGCUCUUCCCUGAAAAAGGAAGAUGAGAUGAUUUUGGAAGUGGGCCACUACUGUCCGCGCCGGCACUUCGCCCAACAUCACGAUGUGCCGGUACUCAAGUCGACUUGGCGCCGUCUCUGGGCUGUCCUCACUGUCAUGGAAGACUGGACAGCAGGAUUCAUAAUCUACUUCGAGGCCGCUUGCCCCAAUGCAGUUCGUAGAGAACAGUUUCACUCACGGCAGUGCCAGAUUCAAUGCCUUUUUCGCUUGCCGACCAAUCCACUCUCUUGUACGGCUUCUCUCAACUCUACUGCUACCGCUAAUCCGGGUCCAAUAGCUGCCCGGCAACCAUUCACCGUUGGAGCCACCCGCACUACACCAUUUAUUUCUAACGUUAGCAAGUGUCGCCAUGCAAACCACCCAAAACCGGACCUUCUUGAGGCGGGUGCAGUUUGUUUCUCGAUGCAGCACCUAAAUUCACAUAGCCGUUCUCCCUCCUCCUGCCCCACACUUAAGGCAUGCUCUUUAGCAAGAACUGAAGCUUCGGUGGUCCAAGGAUCCAUUGGUGAAGUCGUUGGUUCUAGUACCGUUCAACCGUUUUCCUUUUCUUGUUCCUCUUCGCCUUCUUCGCUGUCUCGUCCACACGAACUCGGAUUCGGCUUUCGAACCAACGGCCCAAUUCACAUUCCUUUAGCCAAACCAUCUCUGUACUCUAGCGAUCCUGACGCACUACCCUCUUGCCUAUCUCACACGACCGUCCAAACUACCCCAUCCGGACACGAUGAUGGCGUUGAUGGCCUGCUUGGGUUCUAUCUCUCAUCCGCUUGCGCUGUUGAUCCCACGCUUGAGGAUAGUCUGAUCCGAGCUCCAGCUGAUGCGAUAAACAGCCUCUUGCUGACUGAUCCUGAUCUUGGAAAGACGUAUCGAAUCCGACCCGUCCAGCUGGCUAGACCAGAGGGAAAAGGCAGUGCCGAAUCUCGAAGGCGCUUCUUUUGGUCGCAUACUUUGGGUCGGAGGGCGCAUCUCAGUCCCCUAAUUCCACAUGCUGGCAUUCCUUCUUUAGCAGUCUCUGAUGCUGUUCCGACAGUGGAGCUAAAUCCGGCAGAGGUGACACAAAUUGCUCCAAGAGAUGGCCAUGUGGCUGACUCUUCUGGAUAUGAAGAACAAGAUGUUGCGGUUUCUGGUAUGGUCGCAGUCUCCUCGCAACUUGGUCUUGUGGUCAGGGAGACUAUGUAG
Protopolystoma xenopodis is the source of this 1818-nucleotide messenger RNA. NCBI's taxonomy places the organism in Eukaryota, Metazoa, Platyhelminthes, Monogenea, Polystomatidea, Polystomatidae. The record is from the annotation of a GenBank genome assembly.